This is a messenger RNA of Owenia fusiformis, 4199 nucleotides long. NCBI's taxonomy places the organism in Eukaryota, Metazoa, Annelida, Polychaeta, Sabellida, Oweniidae. The record is from the annotation of a GenBank genome assembly.
UCUGUUUAAUGAUACCUGCCUCAAAAUCAUCCUGGUCUGACCAUUAUCUUGACUUUAAAAGAUCAUACAAUCUUCAUUCAUUUUGACAUGUCUUUUCCUUAUUAGACUAAAUAAUGAAAAAAUUCUCACCAGAUGUUAUUUCAGAAAAAUCUGCUUAACAAACAUUUUAUCUUUUGGGGCCUUAAUACUUAAUUCUCGUACGGUAGAAGAGGCCAUAGAUAUCAUGUUAACGAGGGUAAACAUUUACAGAUACAUGCACAUAAAAGUCCAGUCUAAACAUACAGGUGAACAACAGUUAUAUGUGAGGAUGUAGGCCUGAUGUGAAAAAUAUAUAACUAAAAAAGAAGUAUAAGAUACCUACCUAAAGUUUAAACAAAAGAAGAUCUUACCAUGAACAAUAAAGGUUAAGCAAGAAAAGAAGGAAAAUGCAUGGAACUAUACUUGUGACAAAAGAGGAAUUAUAUGAACUCUAGAACUUCUUCGUUCUCAUCGUGGAAUAAUGAGAACUUUAUUCAUAAUAACAUUCAAGCACUGUAUUGUUUAAAUGCUGCAGCUUUUGGAUUUUUUGUUACUAGGAUUGCAAGUAAAAGAAAUCCAUGUACAAAUAUUCCAUUUCGAACUUUCAGACUUAAUUUGUUUCAGAAAAAUUGAGAAUCUACAAUUUGUUAAUUGAUCAGAAAAUUAGAACAGUAACAUUUUCUUUAACAGAAUCAUGAGAAUACUUAAUUAUUGUAUGUUGGGUUGAGAUAAUUAAGAGAACUAAGGUGAGAACUAAGGCGUCACUAAGGUGAAGGUCGGUAAUAUUAGAAAUUAAUACUGGAUAGCCUACAAAUGAUGUUAAAAAGUAAGAAUAAGAAAAAGAUAGGGUUUUGCCUUAUCUUGGGAACUUAUAUGAUUUUUCUUUUGUUCUACGUGUACAUAUACUGGAAAGGAGCCAGAAUUGGAAAAAACAAACUAUGUAUAAAUUCAAUAGUCCCACCCGUUCUACUGAAUUUCAACGAGUGUGUUACACAUUUAGACACAUUACCCAACUUGACUGACACCCAUAUAUGGCAACAAGUGGGAAAUGCACAAAUAUGGAUAUAUUCAGCGUAUUAUGAAGAAACAUCCCACGGUGAUUUAAUACGAUUACUUGUCAUGAAAGACAGAAGGCUGAAUCGGCACUUAUCAUGUUUAAUUCAGUAUAAAGAUGGCGCUAGUGUUUGUGUGUCGAAAGGUGCUAUCUUGGAAAACAUUGAAGCGUACCAAUGGCCUGUAAAACCACAUCAGGGAGAUUUCUAUGUAUGCAAAGUGCCAAACUAUUUAAGUCAAGUGUCACAUGUGACCAUAAGCGAAAAUUGUGAUUGCUCCGACAUCACAAAUAAGGUCAAAGUUCAUCAUCAAAAGCUCGAAAGUAAAAUAGAUUUCGGUGUAUGUUUGGAAGGCGCUUUAUAUGGCAAUAUUAGUGCAGAUUUGAUCAUUGAAUCUAUCGAGUUCAAUAAAAUGAUGGGAGCUCAAAAGAUAAUCGUAUACAUCGAAUCUGUUCAAGAACACAUUAUGCCUAUUUUGCAGUAUUAUCAGAAACAAGGGAUUCUUGAAUAUAUUGAAUGGAAAACAAAAAGAUAUUUGAAAAAUUUAGAUAUAUUUUACUAUGGGCAGCCAUUACUGUUGAAUGAUUGUUUAUAUAAAAUGAAACAUCACACAAAAUAUGUGACAUUCGUCGACAUAGAUGAAUUUCUAAUGCCAUACGGAGAUGCAAAUACAUGGAAGGAUUUAAUCCAAGAAUAUAGCAAUAGGAAUUCACACACUGCUGCGUGGCUGGCCCAAAACAGUUUCUUUAUAAAACCACCGAAGAAUUUGCAAAAGAAUCCUGCCCCUAGUGUUCUCAGUCAUACAUACAGAAGUCUGGAAUAUUUCGAACCUCCCAUAAGAUCAAAAUACAUUGCAAGGGUUGACAUGAUAAAAUCAGCAGGAGUACAUAAACCUUUGAACCUACAAGUAGGAUACAAAUAUGAUAAGUUAUCCCCAGAUAUAGCCCAGCUUCACCAUAUGAAACAGGAAGCUGAGAUUGAAACGCAACAUGGCUUCAAAGAAGAUCUAUCAGCCCAAAAAUAUGCAAAAUCUCUAACUAGGGCAGUAUUAGAAGCCAAAGAAAAUAUUUCGAAGUUCAUUUAAGUCUAGUUUAUUUAUUUAUAGCAAAGCUAUUUAUUUUGCUUUAUUAAAUGAAGUCACAAAUAUGAAAAAUAUUGUCAGUGUCAAAUGCAUUAAAUUGAACAAAGUUUAUGAUCAAGAGCUUACUGUAGGUUGGGUUAAUUUGGCGCCCGCUUUAAUUUGGCGAAAUAGAAAAAACGCCAAUUUACAUAUUCGCCAAAAUUUGGAACGGAUCCCCGGGAAUUUUUUUGGGAACUUUGUCUGGUGAAUUUCAAUCACUUCCAGUUUAGUUUUUGCAAAAUCUGAAAAGGAUACAUUGAACAAACAUCAAUAAAUUAAAAUAAAUUACUAGCUAGAUUAAGUAGUUGAAUUGAAGGAAUAAGUGUGAUAUUUGUAUUUUAUUCCAGUGUAUAUGAAAGUUAUGGCUAGUGUCCGCCAAAUCAAAAAGCCGCCAAUAUGAAAAAAUGGCAAAAUUAAGUAGCGCCAAAUUAACCCAAUCUACAGUAUCUAUAACUUCAAUAUGUUACCUAUCUCAAUGUGCAUUAACAGAUGAGACAUUAUUGGGUAUAUCAUUUACUAACAGUUUUGAUCACUAUUAUUUUUGACUAUACUGAUCACAAUUCUUUUACUAUAGUCUAAGACUAAAGAUACAGCAUAUCAACGUUUUUCACCAGACAUGAGUGACUCUUCAAUAUUCGAAUAAUGUCAACUACCCAUACCCAUUCACAUAUUAUGUAUACCUGUUGAUAGUAGAUAUUUAUAUACCAUAACUUUGAACUCUGACGUUCUCAGUUCAUUAAAAGAUAUCAAAUUUUUGGAUUGGACUUUUUUAAAUGUUAGUUUUGAAACGCUUGAUAUGAAAUUUUCACUUUAGAACUUAAAAGGUAGAGUGUACUUAGAACCUCAGAAGGGAUAGGAUAUGUCUGUUAUGAAUUCGGUUCAGGAUAACGUUUAUCCCUCUGGAUUUAUAUCUCCCUUGGUCACUGCAGUCCAUCAGGAGAUACACAUACUUCCCUCUUGGGAUAAACCCUGUAUCAAAAACCUUCCAGUACAUAACCCUUAUAGCCUAUAUUGAUUAAUGUGCAAUCAACUACCUAAAUGAAUCCAAUAUAUUUAUAUUACUUAUUUCAUAUAUUUGUACUUGACAUUUAUGCACAAUGGCUUAUGAUCAAUAUAAAUGUAAUAUGAACUAAUUAAUAAAAUUGUUGCUAUUUAUUACAAAAUACUAUUCCACAUCCUCGUUGUACAGUAUGCUAAUUGAAAUAUGAUAUUCCGAUGCUUAAGAUCCUAACCUGGUCAUUUUAAAGUCAAUUAAUUUCCUUUUAAAUCAAGUGUUCUGAAAGUCUAAUCUGAAUACCACUGUGACUGGCAAAAAUUGUUCAGAAUUAUAGUAGGUGUUCACAUUUGAAGGUUUCUUUAACAUGGGACUCAACAGGAUAUUACAAAAUUUGGACAGAGAAAGUGUUCAUAUUGAGAGGUGUUCAGAUCACAGAGGUGUUCAGAUAUACAGGUUUUACUGUACUUUAAAUGAUAUCACUAAAUAUACAAGAUCACCAUGGAAACAUGAGGAUUGUGUAUAACACAUACAUAUGUACUUUGUAUUAAAUAUAAUAAAAACCUAGCAUGGUAAACAGAGUGAGUUAUAGGUUUUCAUACAAAAAGUUUUUUCCUAUGUUCAAAAUCCAGCAAAAUAUUGAUAUUUCGUAAUCCACACGACACACAUUUAUUUCUCCAUUCCCGAUCCACCAUACGUUUUUAUUCCUAUGUUUAUAGUCCACCAAACACUCGUUUAUUCCUAUGUUCUUGUAAAGUAUUUUUCAUUUUUUGAUGUCCAGUUUCCGGUGGAGCAAGGUAAUGUUUUGGAGGUUUCCCCUCUCGUAAUCUAACAAAAUAGUGGCAAUAUUUGAACUGUAUGAAACCGUAACGCAUCCUAGCAUGACGUCGUAUGCCUUUGAUAUGGAACGCUUUGCCAACAUUGGAAUCCUCUGAAAAUACAAUUAAAUAUACUCAACAUGAGGUUUUCUUAACAAGCAGGGUGACCAGUAAGAACAAUUUGCUUUUGAAAAACA